AGGAGUGUCAUGUAACAACUUGAAAUUUUCAUGUGAAGACAGAAAAUGGCUUCAAGAGGAACAACAGAGACCAGUAAACUAAAACAAAACUUGGAAGAGCAGUUGGAUAGAUUAAUGCAGCAGCUUCAAGAUCUGGAGGAAUGCAGAGAGGAGCUAGAUGCAGAUGAGUAUGAAGAGACAAAAAAAGAAACUCUAGAACAGCUGAGUGAGAUCAAUGACUCCCUGAAGAAGAUUAUGUCUGGAGAUAUGACUUUGGUGGACGAGCUCAGUGGGAUGCAACUGGCAAUACAAGCAGCCAUCAGCCAAGCAUUUAAAACUCCAGAAGUAAUUAGAAUGUUUGCAAAGAAACAGCCGAGGCAAUUGAGGACAAGGUUGGCAGAGAUGGACCGAGACUUAAUGGUUGGGAAGUUGGGACGAGACCUAUACACACAGCAGAAAGUGGAAAUCCUGACUGCCCUCAGAAAACUUGGUGAGAAGCUCACUCCAGAUGAUGAGAUGUUCUUGUCAGCAAAUGCUGGUACAGCCCUGAGCCAGUUUGAGAGAGUCUCCACUGACCUUGGAUCAGGAGACAAAGUCUUUGCUCUAGCAAGUUUUGAAGUAGAAAAGGCAAAACAAUGAAGAGGUGUGUGAGGCUUGUAUCUCUCCAGUUAUCAGCAACAUUGGACUUCUGUCAUAUUGCAUUUGUUUUUUCUAUUUUUAACAUGUUGGAAAAAGAAAAGCAAAACAAAACCAAAAAAACCCCACCCUAAACUUCUUGGGUUCUUAACCAGAAGAUAUGAAGCAAACAGCCUUAAUUGCACUUUGGAACCUUGGUGUCUAUACCCCUUAGUAAUAUAAGCUCUGAGGCUGAACACUAGGUCGUACUCUAAAAGCAAAAGCAUAGUAUGACUGUCUUUGGAAAGAAUCAGCUAUUUUGAACUUUUCUGAAUGUAUUUCUCUAACUAUUAAAACGUAAUCUUUUUGC
Cariama cristata (Red-legged seriema) is the source of this 964-nucleotide messenger RNA. It is a transcript of the gene LZIC, whose product is annotated as leucine zipper and CTNNBIP1 domain containing. NCBI's taxonomy places the organism in Eukaryota, Metazoa, Chordata, Aves, Cariamiformes, Cariamidae. The coding region runs from base 46 to 618 and encodes 190 amino acids. Gene Ontology annotation, biological process: negative regulation of Wnt signaling pathway. The record is from RefSeq and is a predicted model, not a curated record. The transcript has 6 exons. Gene Ontology annotation, molecular function: beta-catenin binding. Gene Ontology annotation, cellular component: beta-catenin destruction complex; cytosol; nucleus.